AUGGCCUGCAGCAUGGCUGAACAACGGCAGCGUGCUUUAUCUACAUCUGGAGAAGCACUCUACAAACUCCUGGGUCUUGAGAAGGGGGCAUCCCAUGACGAAAUCAAGAAAUGUUACAGGAAGUUGGCUCUGAAAUAUCAUCCUGACAAAAAUCCCGAAAACCCAGAAGCUGCUGAAAAAUUUAAAGAAAUCAACAAUGCCCAUGCAACACUAACUGACGUCUCCAAAAGAAACAUCUAUGACCAGUAUGGAUCAUUAGGGCUGUACAUUGCAGAACAAUUUGGUGAAGAAAACGUCAAUACGUACUUCAUGCUUUCUAGUUGGUGGGCAAAGGGCCUCUUUGCACUCUGUGGCCUCUUGACUGGCUGCUACUUUUGCUGCUGCCUGUGCUGCUGUUUCAACUGCUGUUGUGGAAAGUGCAAGCCUAAGCCCCCAGAAGAAGAGCAAGAGUUCUGCAUGUCUCCUGAAGAUCUGGAAGAACAAAUUAAGACCGACAUGGAAAGAGAUGGAGAAACUCCAAUUCUGCUUCAGCCGACAAAUGCAACUGAGAAAACCCAACUUAUUGGGGACAGUCAUCGCAGUUACCGCACAGAUUCAUAA
This is a messenger RNA of Elgaria multicarinata webbii, 600 nucleotides long. It is a transcript of the gene DNAJC5B, whose product is annotated as DnaJ heat shock protein family (Hsp40) member C5 beta. Lineage: Eukaryota; Metazoa; Chordata; Lepidosauria; Squamata; Anguidae. The record is from RefSeq and is a predicted model, not a curated record. Bases 1 to 600 code for a protein of 199 amino acids. The transcript has 5 exons.